AUGUCCACCUACGACAAGCCCAUCGAGGGUGCCGACGCCUUCGUCGAGAACCACCAAGACGAGAAGUCCGACCGCCAUUAUGUCGAACCUAAGAACAAGAAGAUGAACACGGAGCUUGCCAUUGCCCUCGAGAACACCCACUACAACAAGUGGUCCAAGGACAGCAUGAUUCUCUACCUUGGUGUUUUCGUGGCCUUCUGCUCGUCAUACGCCUCGGGAUACGAUGGUUCGCUCAUGACCGCUCUCAUUGCCAUGAAGCCCUUCCAGGAGAAGUUCCACCCCGGCACCGGUGGCACGCACGGUAACGGUGGUAAGGUUGGAGCCAUUAUGGCUACUUUCAACGCCGGAUCCUGCAUUGGUGCCCCCGUCAACACCUACGUUAUGGACCGCUUCGGUCGUCGUCCCGCACAGGCCGCCGGCGCCCUGCUUAUCGUUCUUGGCACCAUUCUCACCACCACCUCGCACCACCUUGCCCAGUUCAUCGUGGGCCGCUUCUUCCUUGGUAUGGGCUCUGCCUUUGCCCAGUCUGCCCCGGCCUACUCGAUGGAGAUUGCCCGUCCUCAGUGGCGUGGUCGUUGCGCGGCUAUUUACAACUGCGGCUGGUACGCCGGUGCCAUCCCGGCUGCUGCCAUCACCUUCGGAACCAACUACAUGAAGACCGACUUGGCCUGGCAGCUGCCCCUCAUCUUCCAGUGCUUUACUUCAGUCAUUAUCUGCGCCUUCAUCUUUGUCAUCCCCGAAAGCCCCCGUUUCCUCAUGUCGAGGGGACGCGAGGAGGAGGCGCACGCCUUCCUCACCCGCUUCCACGGUGGCGGCGACCCGAACGCUCCCAUUGUCAAGCUCGAGCUCGAGGAGAUGCGCAACAGCUACCAGGAGAACAAGAUGGAGGCUUGGUAUGACUACAGCCCUCUUGUAGCCACCCACUCUGGUCGCUGGAGGCUUCUUCAGGUUAUUCUCAUGGGUAUCUUUGGCCAGUUCUCCGGCAACGGUCUCGCAUACUACAUCACCAUUGUCUUUGGGCAGCUCGGUAUCACGUCGGUCGAGUCGCAGCUCGGUUACAACAUCCUCUACUCGUGUGUCUGUGCCAUCGGUGCCAUCACCGGUGCGUCCCUCACCGACACCAUGGGUCGCCGCAAGGUCCUCGUCGUUGGUCCUGCCGUCAUGUCUGGCCUCCUGUCCAUCUACAUUGGCCUCAACUCUAUCAUCGCCAAGCACGUGCAACCCGACGGUUCUACCGACCUUUCUCCGAGCCUCGCUCAGGGCGCACUCGCGAUCUACAUGCUUUUCGGUGCCACCAUCGCUUUCGUCUACACACCUCUCCAGUCGGUUCUCCCCGUCGAAGCGCUCUCAAACAACAUGCGUGCAAAGGGCCUGACGGUCUACACCUUUACCAUGACGGCCAUGGGGUUCAUUAAUAUGUUCUUGGGACCCGUGGCCUUGUUCAGCAUUGGGUACAAGUACAUCAUCGUGUUCGCCGUGAUCGACGCCCUCGAGUCGGUGAUUUGGUACUUCUGCUGCGUCGAGUCCUGCGGCCGUACCCUCGAGGAGAUGGACUACAUCUACGACCAGCCGAACCCCCCCAACGCGUCCAAGAAGCACUACUAG
Molecule: messenger RNA, 1605 nt
Organism: Apiotrichum porosum
Lineage: Eukaryota; Fungi; Basidiomycota; Tremellomycetes; Trichosporonales; Trichosporonaceae
Exons: 6
Coding region: 1-1605 (534 amino acids)
Biological process (GO): carbohydrate transport; transmembrane transport
Cellular component (GO): membrane
Molecular function (GO): carbohydrate:proton symporter activity
Source: RefSeq, a predicted model, not a curated record